Messenger RNA from Bicyclus anynana (squinting bush brown), 5504 nucleotides. RefSeq lists its product as uncharacterized. The transcript has 3 exons. NCBI's taxonomy places the organism in Eukaryota, Metazoa, Arthropoda, Insecta, Lepidoptera, Nymphalidae. The record is from RefSeq and is a predicted model, not a curated record. Bases 142 to 1476 code for a protein of 444 amino acids.
UUGAAUUCCGCUCACUCAGACCCGCGCCCGACUCGCGGCCAGCGCACGCACGCAGCUACUCCGUCGACGAUCCGAGUGCCUGAAUAACUUAUCAAUAGUGUCUUCUAGUGAUUUAGUGUCAUGUGAUAGUGCAGUGCGAAAAUGGAAUCGACGCCGAUCUGUCGGUGCCGCGUGUUGUACCUCGGCUCGGCGGUCCCGCAGCAGAGCAAGGACGGACUACAAGGCAUCCAGGAGCCUCUGCGCGAACUGUAUCCGGAAAAGGGAGCGACCACCGGCGGCAUCGACUCGUGGCUCUCGGUCUGGUCGAACGGAAUCUUGCUUGAGAACGUCGACGAGAGCGGCUCGAGGGUAUCGAGGUUUUUCCCGAUUUCGAGUUUGCACUACUGCGCGGCCGUGAGGCGCGUGAGUGUGGAGGGUGCGCCCAGAUUUUUGCCUUUGGACUCCCCGUUCGCCAGAGCGCCGGCGCCGCGGCGUCCUCCUCUGUUCGCGGCGGUGUUGCGCCGAACGCAAGGUAUAAAGGUUCUGGAAUGUCACGCGUUCAUCUGUCGUCGCGAGGCGGCUGCGAACGCCCUCGUGCGCUGCUGCUUCCACGCGUACGCGGACAGCUCGUACGCUAAACGGUUGGAGGCGGAGCGGUCGCCGACGCAGCUGCCGCCCGACGGCGACGAGGAGCUGGAGGUGUUCGACGGUGACGAGAACCACAAGGUCUGGGUCGGAGAGGUGGAACGCGACGACGCGAGCGACGACAUCCCGCACCCCGCGCGAGCGCCGCGCCCGCGGCAGAUAACGCGACCUGCGUCCGUGCCCCCGCCGCCCCCGCCGCCCGAGGAGCCCAAGAAGAAGUCCACGUCGAAGAAGACCAAGAAGAAAUCGUCCGCGUCAGCAGACGAGAUGUACGCUACGAUGCCGGGUCCGGCGCACGUCAUGAACGGCAGGUCGCUGGGGCGAGCGCCCCCAGCGUGGGCGGCGGCGGGGCACCCGAUGGUGCUGGUGGCGCACCCGGCCGCCACUCUGCCUCACGCCCGACCGGCGACGAUGGGCCACCGAGGUCGGGUACCAGCUGCCUUAGCUCCCGGACCGUUCCCACCGGUUCCUCCACUGGGAAGAGGCCGCAUACAGUACGCGACCGUCGAUCCUAGACGCUCGAAGCCACCGCCACCGCCGGCUAUGAAAGCCGCUCAGAGCAUGACGGGCUUGGAAGCGGUGGAGGACUCCGGAGGAAUUUACAGGAAGAAAGGACAUUUGAAUGAACGCGCUUUUUCUUACAGUAUAAGACAGGAACACAGAAGUCGAUCGCACGGAUCUCUCGCCAAUCUGAAGUUCGCUGCUCCACCGGAGGUGGAGACAGGUCGAGAAGAAUUGAAGAAAGAGCGAGAGAUCAUGCAACUGGUGGCCGGACUGCAGCUCAACUCUGACGAGGUUGAGCGUCGCGAGGUUCCGCCACAUAUGAUCCGAGCCAGACAUGGCCCGAGAUAACAUUAGGCCACAAGCAGUGCCAACAACCACGGACACGAGAUACGACCAACGAGCGCUGCUCAAAAAGGAUUAUUCAAAUCGAUUGUGGAGAAUUUCAAUGAAAUGAACGCUUUAAAAUAACGAUACGACACCGAUGCGAUUUGUAAUGUCAUUGUUCGAAGACUAUAUAUUAUCCUUAUAAAGUAGUUACAAUCGAAUCGGCAUCGAAUUCUACAUGUUAUAAUCGUUAUAUAGAAAGCGUUUUAUUAGUUGCAGGCUUCGCACGUCAACAGAAUACCGAUUGUUGAAUUGAAUCGACGUGAAUAUGUAUACGUAUAUUCAUUUGCAUCGAUAUGUCACGACCGUACUUUAUAGAUUAAAAUAGAACAAUCGAAUGCUAACGACCGUUUCUAUGUUAGGGCUUUAUUUUCGAUUAUAUUAUUGGUAUAAUCAACGGAGAUAUAAAACAAUAUGCCUUACUUUAUUGGGAAACAUGGUAGUUGAUAUGGAACAUUUUACAUAAACUAUUUAUAAUACACAUCCUAAGCUUCAUUUAAAGAGAGUUGUCACGUGUGCAGAUGAAACCGGUCGUAGUAAGCUUUUUGGAAGUCACUUUAGCUUUUGCGUUUAAUUGGUAUUGUCAAAUGUAAAAUUGUGCAUGUCAUAAAUUUGCUAAUCCUAAUUAUUACAGAAUAUAGUGUAAAUAUACUAUGACUAUAAUCCCUUUUUAUGAAAAAGCAACAAAUUUAUUUAAAACAAAAAUAGGAUUCAGGAUAUAAAAAAAUAUUUUAGGCCUCAGGGUAUCCAGCAUGUUUAUUGUAUGUACCUUAUUUUCUUGCUUUUCAGUCUUAACUUUUCUGUAUGGUUCUAUUUUAUAAACAAUCUUUUCUACAAUUUAAUUGUUUGGAUCUAAUUCUUACUUCGUAAGUCUCAUAAGAAAUUAUUAGACAUAGACACCAUUUAUCUACCUACACGAUCGAUUACUUACAUCGUUGCAAUGCGAAGCGAUAAAAUCGUGAGUUGUUUGUUUCCGUAUUAUACGUUGAAUGGUGAAAUAUUAGUCAUUAAAUAUUAUUACACUUAGGGAACAUAAUAAAACAAGAAUACACUUCGUUAAAUUGUCUAUUACUGUUUAACAUAUGGUAGAAUCUUGCUUUGUAGUUGAUACUUUCGUAUGAGUAAUGUAGGAAUCAAUUCUAAAAUCUAAAAACCUGCCUAUGUCCAGAUCUAUGUCAUUAUCAAAAGUAAAAGAUUAUCGGUCCAUGCUUCUACUAUAGCUAAGUACUGUCUUGGAAGGUUUUAAAGAUCCAGACCCUCAAUUCUCCUAGUAUAAAUGAGUGUUUGGAUCGUUGUUAUCCUCUAUGACUGGUUUGUUUCGAUUAAAUUUAUUUAAUAUUAUUCAAUUUUGAAUUGCAACAUAUAUCUUUGAGUUUUAAUGUUGUUUAUUACGCAAUUAGUGAUGAAAAAGCAAUUAAUGUAACGGACUUCCAACAAUUCGUUUUAAUGGAUUGAGAUUGGUGUUAAUAGCCCUAAUUGCGGAAAAUGUAUUUAAUAAAAUAAUCGACAUUUUAAUUAUAUAAUAAUUGAUUAAAUCAUCCGUAGUUGUAUUCGGCAAUUUCUGAAAAAUACAUAUUUUAAGAAAGAAUAAUCUAAUAUUUUACGUACUAGUUCUUGAAAACAACUGUCCAAUUGUGGCACAUUAUAUUAUAAAUUACCGUCUGCACAGAGCACGAUUUUCUUCUAGAACUAAAGCCUGUAAUACACCACAUUCUACGAAGGCUGAAAAUUUUGAAGCCCAUGCUGGACUUAAUGAGUAUGCUCCUACUCUUUAGUUGUAGCUCCUUAGUUAGCCUCAGGGGCGUAGUUACCGCCUUAUCAGCAGUAUCAAUGAUAUGGGGCCCGCGAACUACAGGGGCCCCUAACGUAUGAAAGCAAUACUUAGGAAAAUGUAAUCCAUAAUCUCAUUUAAUCUGGGGCUUCCCGGAAAAAAUCUCAUAAUAAAACUGCCUUGAGUUUCACUUCAAAAACAACUAAAUUCAAAAAAAGCAAUAUUUUUCCCAGGUUAAGCGUGCAGCUAAAAAACCGAAACAUUCUAUAUAGGUUAAUUCACUGUCAUAUUUAUUUUAAGCAAGCAUUUUUUGCUUCUUUUAUGAGAUUUUUUACCCCCAAAUAAUCUUGAUCCUGGGCAAUCCAAGGCACGCUACGCCUCUGGUUAGCCUUAUUAUUAUUACCAAUUAUGGAGUUUGAACCGUAGUGGCUUUGGAAGAUAGCAAGUUUGAUACCUAAUGUCUAGCUAUCUCACGCACUUUGUCCAUUCAUCAAAAUUCACUUUUUUCUAGAGACUAAUUCAGUUGUUUUAAGAAGACAUUUCUUAUUCAUAUCCGUCGUACCCUUCGCGAGUAGUUACGAAAUAUGCUUAAUAUCUUUCUUAGGAUGUUACGUAGUAGUUUUUAUGUACAUAGGCCAAAGAUGACUCUGCAGUUUAUUUGGAAUUUGUCAGCUUAUAGAGUUAUGAUUUGUGCUUAUUUUAUUCUUUCAACCGUAUUCAGAAACAAUGGAAUUCGUCAGUGCAACAAAAUUAGACGACUUAUACGUUACGUACGACCUUCGUUAUUUUAUAAAAGCUGAACGUUUGUUAGCUCAUACUUCUAGAACCAUAGGCAAUAAUAGAGUUUGGAUCUUGGUGACUUUGGAAGGUAGUACCUAAGUUUUAAAGGGACCAGACCCUCCACCAUUUAUUUAUUUAUACACCACAACAUAAAACAAAAAAAGAACAAACAAUACAAGUAUAAAGUAUGUUUUUUCUACAUUUUCUUUGGUACAAUACAAAAAAGUUGUAACCGCCACUUAGCUUCGAGGCAAUCUUCAAGAAAGAUCCAUAAAAUUUAAUCUUUAACGAGUUUUUCUAAAAAAAAUAAGCUUCUACGGUUGAGGAUCGGGGUUCUUGAAAACGCUACCACGCUCUGAACUCUAAAGUUCUCUAUAAGUAUAUGUGUAUAACGUACCCUAUAUUAUGUCUAUGUUUAACGUAUUUACUGUGGUAGAAGCAUGUACUGACAAACUUUCAGCUUUUACAAAAUCACGAAGAUGUGGCUAAGUCAGCCUCUCAACAUGGCUAUUGUGUGAGAUUUAACUGUGUUUAUGAGUACGGGCGAUAGUCUUUAGUCACUUUAUAACAGAAAUGUACCUACACAAGACAUAAUAGUACAGAAGUUAACCUCAAUGUAUAGUGUUUAAUGUGUAAUGCCGUAUUUUGUACAUUGCGAAGUUGUACAAACAUUGUAGACAUAAGUACGUAUAAGGAAGAGACAUGUUAAUUAUAAGAAAAUAGAUUUUAGUGUGGACCUUGGAUCAUAUUUUUGUCAAAACAGAAAAAGUAAUUUUAAAAGAUGAUAAAUAUAAUGCCAAAUACGAGUAACGCGUUAUGUAGGUAUGAAGUUACCAGAAAAAUCAAAUAAUUAUUUAGUAUCACAGGAAUACAGAUUCUUGAUAAUUCCUGUGUGUGAGACGUCUUGCUUAAUCUAUUUAAAAAAUAAACUAUUAAAUUCUGCCUUUAACAGAAAGUAAAUUAAUGUGUCUCUAACUUAAAAUAGGUAUAAUAUUUUUAUGUAAAAUAUGUAAUGUUAUGUGGCGUUUAGUUUUUAAACUUGCAUUUGUUAUGUCUAUUGCAAAAACUUUGUACUCUUUUUAUUUUAUUAAUUAUAUCAUUUAAGAUGAAUUUAAAAGAAAAUGUAAUUAAAUAUUAUUAUUAAUCGUAUAUAUAACUAUAGUAUUGAAGAGGCGUGUAAAUAUAUGAAAGAUCACAUAUAGAAGUUUCAUGAAUAAUUUAGGCUAUGAGUGCCAUUAAUAUUAUGUUGUUAUACUCUUUAUUAUCAUCGAAUUAAUGAAAUAUAUCUAGUAAUUAUAUUAAGAAAUGUAAUAGGAGUUGUUUGUAUAAAGGUUUAUAAUUUGUAACUCGUAAGUUUAUUUCAAAGAUUAAACAACGAUUGUAUCGCAUUCAUUCCAUUAUUUUUGUACGAUAUUUUUAAAAUAUAGUCUGUAAUUGCUAA